GAGAGAGAGAGAGAGGGGAUAAGGGCUGGUUGACAUAGUAACUCCGUUCUUUUUUUUUAAAUUUAUUUAUUUCUCCCCCCUUCCUCUCUCUCCCCCUCACGCUCGGGGGUUAUCCGGAGGCUCUGCGCGGCGUAGAAAACCGCCUGCUUGGACAACUGAGGUGGGGGCUGGAAAGCGACGACCCCGCCAAGGGAAGAGAUCCGCUGGGGCUCGCCCUUUAGUCUCUUCUUCCCACCCACCCCCCACUCCACGCAGAAACGACCUUCUCCAGCCCGCUUUUUAAAAUGGGGACGCUGCGCCACAGGUAGCCGGAGGAACAGAAAGCGAGCCAUUUUUUAAAUAAUAAUAAUAAUAAUAUUGCUUUUAAUACGCUGGCCGAGCGCGCGCGCGUCUCUCUCUCUCUCUUUCUCUCUGGGCAGCGCGCGCCCGGCUGUAUUUUAUUUUUAUUUUUUUGCGGGAGAGAGAGGGGGGGUUCCCCCGAGGGUGCCCCUUUUGGGGUCCGGGGCUGGGAGCCUCCUGAAGAAGAGGGGGCUUUUUUUUUUCUCGGGACCCCCCCCCACCUCUCCUCAGAGGAAGCGCCAUGAGUCACAACCAGCUCUACGCCCCGCGGGGGACCGGCUCGCCCGUCGGCGGAGCCCCCAGGAACGACAGCCAGGACUAUCUGCUGAUGGAUUCCGAAGCGUGUGAGGAGAACUGCCUGGCGCCUUACGCUUACUACCCCAUUAGAGGUGCUGAGAACCGGCAUGGCUUUCGCCAACAGACUGUAGUUAGAGAGAAAGGAAGGAGAUCUGCCAUUCGGGGCCCGGCAUAUAUGUUUAAUGAUCAUUCAACCAGCCUUUCUAUCGAGGAAGAGCGUUUUCUGGAAGCAGCAGAAUAUGGCAAUAUCCCUGUAGUCCGCAAAAUGCUGGAGGAAUGCACAUCGCUCAACGUGAACUGUGUGGAUUACAUGGGCCAGAAUGCGUUACAAUUGGCUGUGGCAAAUGAACACCUGGAAAUCAUAGAGCUGUUACUUAAGAAGGAAAACUUGUCACGGGUUGGAGAUGCGCUACUCCUAGCUAUUAGCAAAGGCUACAUCCGAAUUGUUGAAGCCAUUUUGAACCAUCCCGCAUUUGCAGAAGGGAAGAGGCUGGCCACAAGCCCCAGUCAAUCAGAGUUGCAACAUGAUGACUUUUACGCCUACGAUGAGGAUGGAACUCGUUUCUCCCAUGACGUGACCCCCAUUAUCCUCGCUGCCCACUGCCAUGAGUAUGAAAUUGUGCAUAUCCUGCUGAGGAAAGGAGCUCGGAUUGAGAGGCCUCAUGAUUAUUUCUGCAAAUGCAGCGAAUGCAACAAGAAGCAAAAGAAUGACUCUUUCAGCCAUUCUAGAUCCAGGAUCAAUGCUUACAAAGGUCUGGCGAGUCCAGCUUAUCUGUCUUUGUCAAGUGAGGACCCAGUUAUGACUGCCUUAGAACUCAGCAAUGAGUUGGCUGUGCUUGCUAACAUCGAAAAAGAAUUCAAGAACGAUUACAAAAAAUUAUCAAUGCAGUGCAAGGACUUUGUGGUUGGACUUCUUGAUUUGUGCAGAAACACAGAAGAAGUGGAAGCUAUCCUCAACGGAGAUGUUGAACUGAACCACGGGGAGCAUGGACGUCCAAGCCUGAGCCGCUUAAAACGGGCUAUAAAAUAUGAAGUCAAAAAAUUUGUUGCACAUCCAAACUGCCAGCAGCAACUUCUCUCAAUCUGGUACGAGAACCUGUCGGGUUUACGACAACAGACCAUGGCAGUGAAGUUUUUAGUGGUUCUUGCUGUAGCUGUUGGGUUGCCAUUCCUUUCAAUGGCUUAUUGGAUUGCUCCAUGUAGUAAGUUGGGUAGAAUCAUGCGUGGGCCCUUCAUGAAAUUUGUGGCACAUGCAGCCUCUUUCACCAUUUUCCUUGGGCUCCUGGUCAUGAACGCAGCAGACAGAUUUGAUGGCACCAAACUAAAGCCCAAUGAAACCGUGACAGAUAGUGCAAAACAGCUGUUUCGAAUGAAGACAUCUUGCUUCUCCUGGAUGGAAAUGCUGAUUAUCUCAUGGGUAAUAGGUAUGAUAUGGGCUGAAUGUAAAGAAAUUUGGUCCCAAGGUCCAAAGGAAUACCUGUUUGAGUUGUGGAAUAUGCUAGAUUUUGGUAUGUUGGCUAUUUUUGCAGCCUCAUUCAUUGCAAGGUUCAUGGCCUUCUGGCAUGCUUCUAGAGCCCAGAAUAUUGUUGACGCUAAUACAGAGAUGAAGGACUUGUCAACUGCAAUAUUGGAUCCCAGGAUAAAGUACUACACUUUGGCAAGAAUAGACUGGGAUCCGUCUGACCCUCAAAUCAUAUCCGAAGGCUUGUAUGCAAUUGCUGUGGUUUUAAGUUUCUCACGCAUCGCCUAUAUUUUGCCAGCCAACGAAAGCUUUGGACCCUUGCAGAUAUCACUUGGUAGAACUGUGAAAGACAUAUUCAAGUUCAUGGUCAUAUUUAUCAUGGUUUUUGUGGCCUUCAUGAUAGGAAUGUUUAACCUCUACUCCUAUUACUUGGGAGCAAAGCAGAAUGAAGCAUUUACUACAGUGGAAGAAAGCUUCAAGACUUUGUUCUGGGCAAUAUUUGGACUUUCUGAAGUAAAAUCUGUGGUCAUAAAUUAUAACCACAAAUUUAUUGAAAAUAUUGGCUAUGUCCUUUAUGGUGUUUAUAAUGUCACCAUGGUUAUUGUUUUAUUGAACAUGCUUAUCGCAAUGAUUAAUAGUUCCUUCCAGGAAAUUGAGGAUGAUGCUGAUGUAGAAUGGAAGUUUGCCAGAGCGAAACUCUGGUUUUCUUAUUUUGAGGAAGGCCGAACACUUCCUGUCCCUUUCAAUCUGGUGCCUAGCCCCAAAUCUCUGCUGUACUUUUCCCUCAGAAUAAAGACGUGGAUUUUUAAACUACUCUUUUGCCAUGCGAAAGGUUUCCAGGAAGAUGCUGAGAUGAAUCAGAUGGAGCAUAAUAAGCUACCAAAUAUAAGAAGUACAGAUGACAUCGACUUAAACAGCCCAAAUAAUUCACAAAGAAAGUACCAGAAGAUCAUGAAACGUCUUAUUAAACGAUAUGUACUGAAAGCUCAAGUAGACAGAGAAAGUGAUGAAGUCAAUGAAGGUGAGCUGAAAGAAAUUAAACAGGACAUCUCAAGCCUUCGAUAUGAGCUCCUUGAAGAAAAAUCACAGAACACAGAAGACCUGGCAGAACUUAUCAGAAAGCUUGGAGAGAAAUUGCAUAUUGAACCAAAGCAGGAACAAAGCAGCAGAUAACAAGAUCUUCUGUCUCAAAAGGAAAAGAAGCAAAAAUCCUCCAAGCUGGCAGACCCAAUGAAAGCCAUAUCAGUGUUUACCUCCCCUUUGUUCUCCUUCAGACUUAAUUGACACUUUUAGAGCAGACAUCAAAAGCAGACACAUCUUGAAUGGAUCUUUUUAUUAUUAUUUGUUACGGGAAAAACAGCAUUUGACUGAGUUGUUCAAUUCCAUGCACCAAAGGAGAAAGAGAGAAGAAGAAAAAGAACUUUUCAAAAAUAGUCUUAAAAUUAAAAAAAGACAUAAAACACAGUCUCGUAAACUAUAUGACUUUAACUGCUAGAUUCUGUUAACAUCAAGUUCUUUUUCACAUAUACAAUAUGUUCAAACACGCAUACCUUAUAUUUGAUCGUGUAUCUAUAAUCAUAGUCCAUUAAAAUAAAGCGAGGUUGCAAUAAAUUAGCUAGGAACAGAGUUCCGGUCUUAAAAAGAAAAGAACUGAACCUCUUUUAACUAAAAAGAAAGAGUUACAAUUAAAUUGUUAAUUAACCAAAGAGAUUAAUUUCUUUGUCAGUAUAAAGGCUUAGAGUGGAUGAAAGAUAAGUUCAAAAGAAUACAUCUCGAAAUUGUUGUAGAACUACUGUACUAUAACACCAGAGGUAUCGCCAUACUACAGUGACUCCUCAACUUACAACCAUAAUUGAGCUUGCAAUUACAGUCAUAAAUUGAGAUGGUCAUUAAGUGGGUCAUCACAUGAUUGUCCCUGUUCAUUUUAUGACCUUUUUUACAGUGGUUGUUAAGUGAAUGUGAUGGUCGUAAAGCAAAUGCUACAGCUGUUAAGCAAACAUUGUGCUUGUUAACUGAAUACUGUGGUUCUGAAGCAAAUCUUUUCUUUGCAGUGGUUGCUUUGUGGUGGGAGCUAGAAGCAAACACCAGUUUCUGGCCAAAAACAUCAUAAAUCUCAGUCACAUAACCGCAGGCAAUUCAAAGCAUGCAAGGAAGGAGGAAGUUCUAAACCACUGGUUCUCUACGGUUUUUUUCAUCAUGGACCUCCCUUUUAAUACCUUUUGUGGUCACUUACCAGGGCCACGAACCCACCCACCCCAAGACUCAAGAUUUAAAUCAUAACAUUUCUUCCAGUCUUUGCAGACCUCUGACAACAUCACAGCCCCCCAGGAGUCCAUGGACCAGAAGUUGAGAAUCACUAGGCUAAACCAUAUAUAGAAUGACAAUAACCAUCUCACACACACACAAAAUAUUACCAAGUUACAAAAAGCUGAAUAAGGUGGUAUCAACAAUAUAUGAAUAAAUUAUGUUAGGAUUUUAUGUAUAUGUUUAUGAUAAAGUGUAUGGAGCUGUUUGCAUAAUGUGAUAAGCCGGAUUUGUUCAUUAUCAGGAAACACACAUUUCUCUCUCGGGCUUUGGCAUACAAUUAAAUGAAA
Molecule: messenger RNA, 4692 nt
Organism: Ahaetulla prasina
Lineage: Eukaryota; Metazoa; Chordata; Lepidosauria; Squamata; Colubridae
Gene: TRPC6
Product: transient receptor potential cation channel subfamily C member 6
Exons: 12
Coding region: 581-3271 (896 amino acids)
Biological process (GO): manganese ion transport; calcium ion transmembrane transport; regulation of cytosolic calcium ion concentration
Cellular component (GO): cation channel complex; membrane
Molecular function (GO): store-operated calcium channel activity; inositol 1,4,5 trisphosphate binding; protein binding
Source: RefSeq, a predicted model, not a curated record